AGCUUGCAGCAGUUUUUGAACAAGGACCAGAGAAAAAUAACCCAUAUUUGUUCAAGAGGAAGAAUGAAACACAACAACACAACGUUCUUUCCACAUUUUUCUCAAUUUCCGCAAGGGACACUUUUUGAAAUUCAGGCAGGUGACCAUGGGACUGCCCUCAACCAGCACCCCUUCCCCCUUAUACUUUCCUGAUCCUGUAUUGUGGGUACUGCUGUUCAGAAUUUUAUGGGUGGCAAAUAUUGGCCUUCUACUCCUGAUUCUAGAUUCUCCAAAUCAGGAAUUAAAAUAAGGGAUAUCAAACUUGGAUCAGAUUUCAUCCAAUUGCGUGAUACUUUCAUUUGGAACGAGUUGCGCAUUGAACUUUAACCCCAGGUGUAAGGCCUGGGUACUAGCUAGUUAGAACGCCGCCAUUUUGGAUCGAAAGAAUAUGGCUACGUAGCUCUGACAAUUUUGGAUUGAAGUUCAUGUGAUGUCUGCUCCACCAAAACCUUGGGAAGGGGUAGGAAUAAAUGCAAGGUCGGCUUCUCUCUCGUUUGAUUCGCCAUCUCGGCUUCCAAUAGGGGCUGGCGGCCCGAAACCGAAUGCUCUUCGUAGCUGUAGUAAUCCCAGCGAAAUGGAUGCCUCCAACAAUUCUGGCUCAAAACCACCUCCUUUGCCGCCAAGACCUCAGGCACAGAGAUCAACUGGUGGAUAUAUGUAUGGAGGCCCAGGAUAUGGUACUGGUGGGAGUAUGUAUGGUGGAUAUAGUGGCAUGUAUGGAGGUGGACUUGGAGGCUAUGGUAUGUAUGGCGGAGGCUAUGGAGGUUACGGUAGCUAUGGUGGGUAUGGAAUGGGCAUGAACCGAUUUGGCAGUCCUUUGAACCAAUCAGGAGCAAGCUCAUUUGUUGGGCAAGCUGAAGAGACCAGUCGAGCAGCAUUUCAAUCAAUUGAAUCAAUUGUCCACGCCUUUGGAUCUGUGGCUAUGAUGCUUGAAUCCACACACUUUGCCAUGCGUAAUACAUUUCUUGCCGUUUUGAGUAUGGCGGAUCAUUUUAGUAGACUUCGAGCUCAUUUGGUCAGUGCACUUGGUGCUUUUACUUUGUUCAAGGCAUUAAGAUAUGUCUUCAGAAAGAUUCGGGCUUUAUUGGGUUUUGCACCAAACCAAGCACUAGAAGAAGAACUGUGGAAAAGUGCAACAACAGCUGUUGUUUCAGCUAGUGAAGGAGGUGAUUCUAAGAAGCCAAGAUCAUGGCCUAUUUUGCUAUUUUUUGCCGUUGUCCUUGGAACUCCACUGAUCAUAUGGAAACUGCUGCAAUCACUGUUAAAUGAUGAGAGUAUUGUGAAGGACUGGAAGACAGGAGAAGGAGAUCAUGUUAUUGCAAGAGCAGAAUAUGACUUUGACGGUGAGGGAGAGGAAGAAUUGUCAUUCCGUGCUGGUGACAUUCUUCGACUAGCACCCAAAGGGAAACAGCCUCGCAUCAGGGGAUGGCUUCUGGGAACAGUUGACGGCAUUAGUGAAGGUGUUGUUCCAGCUAAUUACGUCAAGAUUUUGGGUCUUCGUCGUGGGAAGAAGGAAUCAAAAGACAUAAAGAAAGGAAGCCAAAAAGAAUCACAGACAUCACAAACAGCACAAAGAAGGAAAUCUCAAACCAACAUGGAUCAGGAAUUUGACAAGAUCAUGGAAAAGACAGAUGAGGACAGUUUGUUACAAUCUCAGAACUUACUUCCUGAAGAUUCGUUAAGUGAAAGAACUCUUGCAGACGAUGACCUUUCAGAUUCUGGUUUACCUAACUUUAAUGAAGAACAAACUUAAUACUGUUGGAUUCAGUGGUUUAGAUGACCAAUUAGAUACUAGUGACGUCUUUUAGAACUCAACCAUCCAGCUGAUUGUAGAGAUAUGUGAAGCAUAAUGUUUUGCUGUGGCAACCUUUGGCAGCAAAGUUUGACAGCUAAAUUCUUUUCUUAGCUAGUUGCAUCAUACUACAGAAAUUAUACUUGACUACUGGCUUUAAGAAGCCUCCGAUUCUCAGGAUUGGGAUCAACAGACACCCUUCUUACUUAGAAUAUUUUGCCCAGACUGUCUGCUUAUCAUGGAUAGGUGUGGGGGGACAUCAUUUAAAAUGCCAGGCCCUAGUUGCUUAAAAGGAGGAUUAUGCUAUCCACAUGAUAAAUCACUAUCAGUGGAUAGCAUAGUUUGUUUUGUCAACACUUUGAAUAACCGGGGCCAGGUGUUUAAAACUGUAGCAUCAGCAGUUGAUAGUACCUGACUAACUUCAAGUACGGUCAAGAAUAGUUUUAUUCUGGUUUUGUAUUAGUACAAUGCACUUAGUCUAAUAAACUGUAGUAUCACUGAAUUAAAAAAAAUCACAUGAGUAUUUUAGGGGUAGGAACAAAAGUGCACAAUUUAUAAUAAUAGUGAUCUGAUCACAGUU
Orbicella faveolata is the source of this 2411-nucleotide messenger RNA. RefSeq names its product peroxisomal membrane protein PEX13-like. NCBI's taxonomy places the organism in Eukaryota, Metazoa, Cnidaria, Anthozoa, Scleractinia, Merulinidae. The record is from RefSeq and is a predicted model, not a curated record. Gene Ontology annotation, biological process: protein import into peroxisome matrix, docking. Gene Ontology annotation, molecular function: protein binding. Gene Ontology annotation, cellular component: peroxisomal membrane; peroxisomal importomer complex; peroxisome.